Messenger RNA from Penicillium canariense, 1020 nucleotides. Its product is annotated as SDR family oxidoreductase. NCBI's taxonomy places the organism in Eukaryota, Fungi, Ascomycota, Eurotiomycetes, Eurotiales, Aspergillaceae. The coding region runs from base 1 to 1020 and encodes 339 amino acids. Gene Ontology annotation, biological process: fatty acid catabolic process. Gene Ontology annotation, molecular function: 2,4-dienoyl-CoA reductase (NADPH) activity. The transcript has 5 exons. The record is from RefSeq and is a predicted model, not a curated record.
AUGCCGCUGCCACAGUCUGAGUACAUUAGUAACAUCUGGAAGGAUGAUAUAUUCACAAACAAGGUUGUCUUUUGCACAGGCGGCGCUGGCACCAUCUGCAGUGCACAGGUGCGCGCACUGGUUCACCUGGGUGCCAACGCUUGUAUCAUCGGCCGCAACGUAGAGAAGACGGAGCGUGUGGCCCAAGACAUUGCCACCGUCCGCCCGGGGGCCAAGGUCAUUGGUAUCGGCGCCGUCGAUGUUCGAAAGUUUGAGGACCUGAAGGAAGCGGUGGAGCGCUGUGUGAAGGAGCUCGGUGGUAUUGACUAUGUCAUCGCCGGUGCCGCGGGCAACUUCCUGGCCUCUAUUGAGCAACUCUCAGUCAAUGCCUUCAAGUCUGUCAUGGACAUUGACGUGAUCGGAUCAUACAACACACUCAAGGCCACUCUGCCAUAUCUGGUCGAGUCGGGCGGCAAGAACAGAAUGGAUUCGGAAACUCGUAUGCCCGCCCCCCUUCCCCUCAAAUGUUUUUUGUUCUGGAUUGGGAAGAUUGACCCAGAUCUAGUCCAGCCUGCUCCUGGUGGCACCGGCGGCAGAAUCAUCUUUGUCGGCGCAACUUUACACUACCGUGGCACGCCUUUCCAGGCCCAUGUCUCCGUGGCCAAGGCCGGCAUCGACUCCCUAUCCAACUCCGUGGCCAUUGAGUAUGGUCCGCGAGGCGUGACAUCUAACAUCAUUUCGCCUGGCCCGAUUGCCCAGACCGAGGGUUUGGAGCGGCUGCUGCCAUCUGACGCGAAGGCUGCCUACACCAAGUCCCAGCCCCUGGGUCGCUUCGGACACGUUCGCGAUAUUGCUGAUGCCACCGUAUAUCUCUUCUCAGACGCAGGAAGCUAUGUCACCGGCCAGACCCUUGUCGUCGACGGUGCGAACUGGCGGAUGUCGGGGGGCUUUUCGUCGAAUGGAAACAUGCAAUACCCAGACUUCCUUCUAUCAGGACAAGAAGUUUCCAAUGUGACGGGCAAGAAGAAGUCGAAGCUUUGA